CCAGUUUGCCUAUCUGUCUGUCUUCCUAUUUACUGACGACCUCCCACUAAGCAGGCAGGAACGAGCCCCCUACCUACCUCCCUGUCUCCCUGCCUGUCGAGAUAUGGCUGCCUGCCUGCCUCGCUAUAUGUACGAAUGCCUCGCUUGGCUAGAUCAACUGGCCUGGCUGCUGCCUGGCCUGGGCUGCAGUGAGAGAAUCUUCGGCCAGUGGAUGGGUCUGGGGGGCGUGUUGGCCAGGUGGGGCGGCUGCAGGAUCUGAGGGGCGGCGGGGCGACCGCGGGGUCGGCCGGGAUGGACACCGACGCUGUUAGCCUUGGGACGGGGCAGCACAGUGGGUCCCAGAGGCACACCAUCGACAGUAGUGGGCGUCCUGCUGUCGCCAGAGAGGUAGAUAAUGGCGCCAGCCUCUUGGUCAACACCACCGCCGUAACCAUAACCAUAACCAGUAGCAGCAUUAGCAACAUUAGCACCACCAAUAGCAUUAGGGCGACCACCACCAGUAGUGUUGAAGCAUGCGGCGCCAGGGGAGGCGGGGUUUGGGUAUCGGUGCUGCCUCGUGUGUGCGGUGUGUGUCAUGGUGUGCGGAUAGUGCUGGUGCGUCCUUACCCCCGCGCCGUACCCCGGCCCGCCAGGGCCCAUGCCGCCGUACCCGCCGCCGCCACCCAUUCCCAUACCGGGCUGAAUGAACCAAUCAAGCAAAGGAUCAAACAAACACAAGAUCGUGGAUAUGAGUGUGCGUGUGUGGGGGGGGGGGCGCCGUUCUCACUCUGAAUCCCCUCGGCUGCUGUGCGUGGACCAUCUCGGCCUUGGUCGACGGGAACAACUCGAUGUAGCGCGAGCCUACAUGUGCACACGGAGCGAUGCGAGAAGGCCCAAUCACUCACACACACGGUGUGGAUGUGAGUGAGUAUGUUCGUGUAUGUGAGUUUGUGUUGUUACCCAUAGUCUGCUUGUUGAGCUCCAUGCGCGCUUGCUCAGCGGUCGACUGACGCAGGCAGACACGCACAGACAGAAGGCCAGAGGCAUGUUGCUGUUGUGUAGCUACUGCCAUCUAUAGAUCCAUGCCAUGCGAUGCGCACCUCCGAGUCGAAUUGGACCCAAGCUUCGCCCGAGGGCCGUCCGUCGAGGGUGGUGCCGAUCACCACAUCCUCGGCCUUAACGUUGAAACCUACAUGACCCCGCACCACACACACACCCCAGACAUCGACACACAGAUCUAUACACACGUAUGGAAUGUGCCAUCGAUGGCUGUGUGUGUAGUCAUUGUGUGUAGCAGGGGACAGGUUAAGACAGACAGUAUGGUGGAUACAUCGCAUCUGCCUUAGUUAAUCCCUGCCUGUGUCUGUCUGCCGAGUGCGACAGAUUGCCAACAGCACACGACAGCUGAUGCACUAUCCAUACCCGGCUCGACCGCCCCUCACUCACUCACUCACUCACUACGAUGCCUGGCCUGGCAGCCUGAGGGAGUGCGCCCCGGGUGUGUCUGUCUGACUUACGCUGGAAGAACUGGAUGAUGUCGAGAUACGUUGCAGACCACGGCAGACCCCUCAUGCGCAACACGCCCUAUACACACAAGAAACGACACCGCCACACACCAACAUACACACAUUGCCUCCUCCCUCCCUCCCUCCCUCCCUCCCUCCAUGUGUGUGUAACGUACGUACCACGGCUCCCCCGUGUGGUCCCCCCGGGUGGUCGUGUGGCCCGGGCGGUCCGCCCAUGCCGUAGCCGCCCAUGUCGCCACGCGUCUGCUUGACGUACCUGUCGUACUCGGUCGCCGUGCUGCGGAAGAUCUCGAUGUAACGGGUCCCCAGGUGGUGACGGUUCUUGCUCAACGCCUGGUCAGCCUGCACAGCACACAACACAGCACCCAGCCAGCCAGCCAGCCCGCACAGCCAACAUGACACGGAAUCGAUUUGUUAUGUGUUGUGUGUGUUGGCGAGCGUGUGUGUCUCCUGACCUCUGCGUCGGUGUUGAAGCGCACGAAUGCCUCGCCAGUGGCACGACCCUGAUGAGAGCAAGCAGGCAAGCAGUGAGAGGGGGGGGAGGGGAGUCACCACGUGUGGUGUGUGCGAUGGCUUCCUUACGUCAGGUCCCUGGACGAUAGUGACGUCCUGGUUCUGGCACUGCAGGGGCAGCAUGAACGACACGAUGUCCUGCUCGGAGGCACUGUACGGCAAACCACGAAGACGCACCUGAUACGCAGAAACACAGCACACACACAGCGCACGACUAUCCACCCCUUCCUCCAUCUCCCUGUGUGUGCCUCUGUCUCGUGUGUCUUACAAAUGCGCCAUUGGAUGGCAUGGAGCCAUUCGCAGGCUGGUCCAUGGUGAGUGCCCCUCCUCUCUCACAAACGCGAGACCACAACCACCUGCACACAGCAAAGAAACAAGCACGACAACGGUCAGGUCAGCGAGUGCUUGUCACGUGACGGGCAGGCAUCAAUCCGGCGCGCCACCCCUGCGCUCCUGUCCUCCCUCUCUGUCAAUGACACAACGGGCGGAGCUGCCCGCCCGCGAGUAGGGGGCGUGCAGCGGGGGACAGGCAGGCAGGCAGCUCUCCACCGCGAGGCAUCCCUGAGCUGUCUGCCUUCCCCUCUCUGCAUGUGCUGCCUCGCUCUCUGCGGGGAUCUGUGGCUGCGGUCUGCCUGCCUGCUCCUGAUCUUGGCUCUUCUCGUGUUGGCUCACCUUCGCUGACGGGUCUUCAGGCUUCUUCCUCAGGAUUUUUUCGGUCACGCGAGCUAAGCUUGCAAACAUUCUGUUUGAUGCAGGAUGCAGGAUUGGAGCCCUAAGGUGUGGGUUCCCCCGAAAAGAGGCGUGCACGUGCAGCAGCGUCUAGAUCUCAUCGAAACGCU
Messenger RNA from Vitrella brassicaformis, 2857 nucleotides. The record is from the annotation of a GenBank genome assembly. Lineage: Eukaryota; Vitrellaceae.